Molecule: messenger RNA, 742 nt
Organism: Melozone crissalis (California towhee)
Lineage: Eukaryota; Metazoa; Chordata; Aves; Passeriformes; Passerellidae
Gene: MRPL17
Product: mitochondrial ribosomal protein L17
Exons: 3
Coding region: 42-539 (165 amino acids)
Biological process (GO): translation
Cellular component (GO): mitochondrial large ribosomal subunit; ribosome
Molecular function (GO): structural constituent of ribosome
Source: RefSeq, a predicted model, not a curated record
GGGAGGCGGCGGCAGCGGAGGCCGGGCGCUCGGUCGGCGGGAUGCGGCUGUCGGUGGCGGCCGCCAUCUCGCAUGGCCGCGUCUACCGGCGCCUCGGGCUCAGCCCGCGGUCGCGCCUGGACCUGCUGCGGAAUCUUGUUACAGCGCUGGUGCGCCAUGAGCGCAUCGAGACGCCCUGGGCGCGGGCCGACGAGAUGCGCGGCUACGCCGAGCGGCUCAUCGACUACGCCAAGCGGGGGGACAAGGACGAGCGCGCCAUGCGCAUGGCGGAUUUCUGGCUGACCGAGAAGGACCUCAUCCACAAGCUGUUCAAGGUGCUGGCGCCCCGCUUCCAGCCGCACGCCGGCAGCUACACGCGGCUGCUGCAGAUCCCCAACCGGGACGGGCUGGACCGCGCUAAGAUGGCGGUGAUCGAGCUGAAGGGGAACCCGCUGCCGCCGCUCGUCCGCCCGCGCCGCGACUCCGACAGGACCCUGCUGAACCAGCUGCUCAAGGGCUACCGGCAGGACGCGCAGCGGGCCCGCGGCACCCCCGUCUAGGGCCCCCCCGUGCCCCAGGGAAGGGAUGGUGUGUGAGGCAGGCAGGAGGGCUGGAGGGAGAGGGAAGUUGCCAUGGAGAGGGCUGCUGAGGGUCACUACUUGCUUCCUCUGGUUUGAAGAUGACACUCAGCAGGAGAAGGAAAUCAAGCUAGGAGCCAUGAUGAUUGGUAUUUUCUGUGUAAAUAAACUUUGUUCAGAAAGUC